AUGUCUUAAAACGACAGUUGGAAUGAAAGAAUAUCUCAGUAUUUCAUAAAUUGAAUUGAAAUUUGUUUGCAUGUUAUUAUGUUUAUAUUUAGAUCAAUUGUGAACAUAAAUUAGUUUUGUUAAUUACCAAAGUGUUCAAUAUCUUAAUUUUGGGAGGGUCGCACAGACUAAUCAUUGACAAUACUUUCCGCUGGCUUUAUUUUUCGUUAAAAGGACGUCUCGUUUAAGAGAGAAUCCCUUUAAGGCUGAAAGUGUCAUCCGAGUUUUGCCUGAGCGAACGACACAGACUAAUCUGGGAAAAACUUUAUGCAAAUGAAUCAAACCCAGUUUUCUUCAGAACGAGGCUAAAAUCAGUAAUUUUGUGCGUAUCAAAACAAACGUUUGUGAAAUAUGCAGGUGUGCGCGGCAUGAUGCUCGCGGUGAUGAUGUCAGCGCUGAUGUCAUCGUUGACGUCAAUAUUCAACAGCAGCAGCACCAUAUUCGCCAUGGACAUCUGGACUCACAUCCGGAAGAAGGCGUCCGAACUGGAACUUAUGAUUGUGGGAAGGAUGUUCGUGAUUGUCUACGUGGACAUUAAUGACCAGAUAGUAUCAAGAUCGUACUGCGAUGACAUUGAUGGCUGUAUUUGGUCAACACCAUACCACGUGGAUAUUAAUGGCUAG
Messenger RNA from Dreissena polymorpha, 662 nucleotides. RefSeq names its product sodium/myo-inositol cotransporter 2-like. Gene Ontology annotation, biological process: transmembrane transport. The record is from RefSeq and is a predicted model, not a curated record. Gene Ontology annotation, cellular component: plasma membrane. The transcript is spliced from 2 exons. Bases 408 to 662 code for a protein of 84 amino acids. Gene Ontology annotation, molecular function: D-glucose:sodium symporter activity. NCBI's taxonomy places the organism in Eukaryota, Metazoa, Mollusca, Bivalvia, Myida, Dreissenidae.